AUGGCGGGCACGAGAGAAGAACGCGUCAACGGCGCGCUCGAGCAUCUCCUGGAGCGUCUGGUGCCGCCGCAGACCGCUGAAGAAGAUGAAGCUGCAGCGGACCAACGAUGGGACGAAGCGAAUGAACUCGCGCGCAACUAUCUCGACGCCGAGCCAGAGCCAGGUGUGGUGGAAGACGUGAAUCAUGCCGCCGACAAGAUUAAAAGACAGCUCCUGGCGGACGGCAAUUUGGAGGCCAGAACGAAGUUCGAGGGACUGUAUUCAAGGCUGUUGGCGCAACCCGUGCUGGGGCAGAAGUGGGCAAUACUAUAUUUUCUGCAGAAGGUCGCUCGGGGUCGGGAGGAUGCAGCGAACGGGCAUGGAUACAAAGAUGUCGACGGCCCAGACGGGACGGAUGGCGACGAGGCUAUCGAUGGGGAGGAUGAGGUAGAGGACGAACGAGCAUACGAUGAGGCCUUUGCCCGCAAUGGACUACCUCGCAUAUCUCAGUCUCGAGGUCCUGACGCGCUCGCACCACAGCCGUCAUUACGGGACAGAGCUGUACCUGGACGACCGAGAACGCAGCAGCAGUCAGCUGAGCCUCCCGAAGAAGCGAAGGCUGAUGGUGUCGGCUGUCCACCAGAGUCUGCGCUGUUGCGAGAUCUGCCAUUUACUCUACAAGGCCUAUCUUCUACGAACAUGAACUUCUCGGACAAGCAAUCGCUGAAGUUGCCGCCUUCGCUACCAGUCCCGCUCAUAUCACUUUUGCAUACCUUGGCAGAGCCAUCACUGCUCUACCGGUCACUGUCCGAUUAUGUGGAGACAUCCGAUGGUGGCUUGGUCAGUCAAAGCCUGCGAUCAGCAAUAGGUCUCGAGCUGCGUUCGUAUCUUCGACUGGUGGCAACCUUGGAAGGUCAAAUUCGGCGUGCACUGUCUCAACUGGACGACAGCCUGCCUAAUGGAGGUCUUGGAAAAGCAGGUGUGACCUUGAAACGCUGCGUUAUCUGGACUCGCGAGGCGACACUUGGAUUGCGCUUGAUGAGUCUCAUCGUGGAGUCUUCGAAGGGCAAGAAGGGUGGCGAGCUCAUCAGUCUGAUACACAACUUUUCCUGCUCACAUGGAGAUCCAUUCGUGCAUACCUUCGCCGAACGGCUGCUUGCCCACAUCACCAGGCCGUUCUACAAUAUGCUGAGAGCCUGGAUCUACGACGGCGAGCUGGAGGACCCCUAUCAUGAGUUCUUUGUAAGCGAGAGCCACGACUACGAGGACAGCGGCGCCACUAGUGUCUGGGAGCACAAAUACGGCCUGCAGAAGGAGAUGAUUCCGACCAUCGUCACUGAGGAUUUCGCUAAUAAGGUAUUCUUGAUUGGCAAGAGUCUGAACUUCAUCCGCUACGGCUGUGGCGAUGGUGCGUGGGUCGAGAAUUACAGCAAAGAUGCUUCACGAGAGCUGCAGUAUGGCGACACAGCUCUACUCGCCACCAGCAUUGACGAGGCAUACAAGACCGUGAUGGCUCGACUGAUCACUCUGAUGGAAGACAAGUUCGCGCUAUUCUCGCAUCUGCAGGCUCUGAAGAAGUAUCUACUUCUUGGACAAGGCGACUUCAUCUCCCUCCUCAUGGAAUCGUUGGCUUCGAAUCUUGACCGCCCUGCAAACUCACAGUACAGACACACGCUGACUGCGCAACUGGAGCAUGCUAUCCGCAACUCCAAUGCGCAGUUUGACAGCGCCGACGUGUUGCGCCGCCUCGACGCACGAAUGCUGGAACUCAGUCAUGGUGAGAUCGGCUGGGAUGUCUUCACGCUGGAAUACCGAGUCGACUCGCCGCUGGACGUCAUUGUCACACCAUGGGCCAGCAAGCAGUACCUGAAAGUGUUCAACUUCCUUUGGCGAGUGAAGCGAGUGGAGUUCGCUCUUUCUACCACAUGGCGACGACUGCAGACUGGCGCACGCGGUGUGCUGGCAGCCGUCGGCGACAAGCUCGGCGCAGACUGGAAGCGAGCACGAGGCGGCAUUGCCGAAAUGGUCCACUUUGUCGACCAGCUGCAAUACUACAUCCUCUUCGAAGUCAUCGAAGCCGGCUGGGAAGGUCUUCAAAAGGCGAUCAAGAAGCCCGACGCCACGCUCGAUACUUUGAUCUCAGCUCAUACCUCCUACCUGCGCUCAAUCACCCGCAAAGGUCUUCUUGGCGGCGGAGCUGUCGACUUCACAUCUCAGCUGCACGAGCUCCUCAAGCUUAUGCUGGCUUACAAAGAUGCAGUGGAUGGCUUGUACAGCUAUAGUGUAGCAGAGUUCACCCGUCGCCAGGACGCCGCUGCUCGCAUCGAUACGCGUACUCGCGCCGGCCGUUGGGGUGUUACUGAAGCAGAUGAGGAUGCCGCUGCCUCGCCUCUCUUCCAAUCGAACGCUGGUCGAGGAGGACGCGGUGGCAGAGACUCCCGCGCGGAUAACGUCGACUCACCCAUUCCACCACUGCUUCCCAUGCACGGAGGCGGAGACGGUGAGCGUAACAUGCUCGACCAGCUACGGCAGCGAUUACGAACACUGGAGACGGAGUUCAAGGCGAAGGUGAAUGUUCUUCUGGGAGAUCUCGCGUAUCAACCGGAUGUGGAUAUGAGGUUCUUGGGCGUUGUGAUGAAUUUCAACGAAGUUUAUGAGCCGGUCAGACGGAGACGUGGGCAUGGGACUGCGAAGUCUGCUGCUGGGAUGGCGAAGAAGGAUGCUGUUGGUGGGCAGGGUGGUGGGGAUAAGGGAAAGGGGAGAGAGGUGGAGGCUAAGGCAUGA
Messenger RNA from Saxophila tyrrhenica, 2763 nucleotides. RefSeq names its product Microtubule-nucleating Tub4p (gamma-tubulin) complex component (gene SPC98). Gene Ontology annotation, cellular component: mitotic spindle pole body; gamma-tubulin complex; centrosome. Bases 1 to 2763 code for a protein of 920 amino acids. NCBI's taxonomy places the organism in Eukaryota, Fungi, Ascomycota, Dothideomycetes, Mycosphaerellales, Extremaceae. Gene Ontology annotation, molecular function: microtubule minus-end binding; gamma-tubulin binding. The record is from RefSeq and is a predicted model, not a curated record. Gene Ontology annotation, biological process: mitotic cell cycle; meiotic cell cycle; cytoplasmic microtubule organization. The transcript has a single exon.